Malus domestica (apple) is the source of this 541-nucleotide messenger RNA. The record is from RefSeq and is a predicted model, not a curated record. NCBI's taxonomy places the organism in Eukaryota, Viridiplantae, Streptophyta, Magnoliopsida, Rosales, Rosaceae.
AUAAAAAUAAAAGGAGUCUCCGUCUCUCGCAUAUCGACUAUCGUUUCUGUUACAGACUGUGGAGGUAGAGCCGAGGAGAGAGAAAGAUGUCGCUGGUAUGGAUGGAAGCACUACUUCCUCUCGGAAUCAUAGCCGGAAUGCUCUGCGUCAUGGGGAAUGCUCAGUAUUACAUUCACAAAGCCGCCCACGGCCGGCCGAAGCACAUCGGGAACGACAUGUGGGACGUGGCCAUGGAGAGAAGGGACAAGAAGCUCGUGGAGCAGGCGUUUGCCCAUAUCCAGAAGUAGAUUGCCUUUUCCGGAACCGUUGUGAAUGGAAUUUCGAGAAGCAAUAAAGUCAUGAUCCCAUUCAGAAAGAGCCUAUGAGCAACUCCAAUCACUAGUCUUUUCGUUGUAUAAGAACUUGCAUAAGCUGUCAGACUGGUUAUGGGAAAACUUAUGUACUCGAGUGAUUUUAUUUGUAAUGUUAACCUUUGGAUGUGAUUCGGGUAUGUCUUUCCCGUCACACAGUUAGUGCCAGCGAUUUUUAUCGUCCACACGAA